GGUCUUGAAAAUCUCGUCUUUUAUAUCUCCAACAGCCCUCUUCAACAUCAUAUCGCAAAAUGACACAAAGCCCAUUCUCUACUUUCGGCUACCAGACCGCUAUGCCCUCCGGCUCCAGUUUCAAACCAAAGCGUAAGAGGAUGUCUUGGGGCCCGGAAGAAGAAGAAAAUGGUGCCAAGCACAUGCGUAUGCUUUCUCCUACUCUCAACCACCCCGGUUUCCCUUUGCCUGAGCUUGUCGCGGACCAUUCAAACAACGCGUCAGAUGACGACCAAGUCAUGGACAUGGACCAGGACAUGCCCGACAGUAGCUCCGCCGUUGGCCCCCCUUCGCCGGCCGAAGGGUACGCUCAAAACUCAUAUUCAUACGGUGCCAGUGGUAGCGGAGGUUUUGGCUUCGGACCCGGCGCGGAAGAGGAUGAGUUUGAGAUGGAUAUGAUGGAUGAUAUGGGCACCAUUCAAUCGAAAAAUUACCCAUCUCUCACCCCUCACCCCAAUCCUCAUCAUUUUUCCAACCCUGGGAACAACCACAAUCUUAGGGGUACAUCACCACUUGCUGCUCAGCCUUUCAGUACCGCUCUUCCCGCACCUCCAGCACGCGGCAUCUUCCAGCCCACCGUCUCGGGCCCGCUGGCUCCUGACGCAUCGGAUAUCGAGCGCGCUAGGUCUCAACAUGGCCCUUGGUGCCAAAGUAUUCCCAAGCUCAUCAUGAGCGAGUACCCCGAUGCCAGCGGCAGAAGGUCAAUGUGGACUGUUUGCGGCGACUGCGGAGCUUGCGAAAAGACUCAGGACUAGUCGCUCAAUGAUAUUUUCAAUGUAGAUGUAGUUGUGGGUCGCUUUAUACAAAAGACUCUGGAUGGGCUUAGGUAUUGUUGUAGAUUGUAGUCGGCUCAGGUAUGUGCUUUUAUCAUUAAAAGGAUGCAUCGUAUGUCUAUGUACAAAAAUUGAAAUUCAAGCGGCAUGCAAGUGGAUUGUCCAUCCG
Molecule: messenger RNA, 981 nt
Organism: Cryptococcus deneoformans JEC21
Lineage: Eukaryota; Fungi; Basidiomycota; Tremellomycetes; Tremellales; Cryptococcaceae
Product: 4-aminobutyrate aminotransferase, putative
Exons: 3
Coding region: 60-794 (244 amino acids)
Source: RefSeq, a predicted model, not a curated record